UCCUAACGCGCAUGCGCCAAGCCGCCCGGACACGCCCCCUCAGCCCACGUGACGCGAGCCCUUGGGCCCGACCCUGUCCCGGGCCGCCGCGGGGAUUGACUGACGGGAGCUCGGGGGUCCCAGUCCGCAGAGCGCUGGCGAGAGCGGCCAGGGCCAGCUUACAGAACAUGUCCUCUCCGUACUGCAUCUCACUGGCAGAUGUUGAAGCUGCACAGUCAAGUCUCCAUGGCCUUAUUCACCUCACCCCCAUCCUAACCUGUUCCAGCCUAGACGAGUUAGCCGGCCACAGACUCUUCUUCAAGUGUGAGCUCUUCCAGAAGACUGGUUCCUUUAAGGUCCGAGGUGCACUGAAUGCCGUCAGAAGUCUGGUUCAUGCAGCCCAGGGCGACAGAGAGCAGCCCAAGGCUGUUGUGACACACAGUAGUGGAAACCAUGGCCAAGCUCUUGCCUUUGCAGCUAAAGUGGAAGGGAUUCCUGCCUAUGUCGUGGUGCCUCGCACAGCGCCAGUCUGUAAGAAAGCUGCCAUCUGCUCCUAUGGAGCCAGGCUGAUAUUAUGUGAGCCCACUGAUGAGUCCCGAGUGGAGGUGGCAGCUCGGACAGUUCAGGAGAAGGAAGGCGUGAUGGUGCACCCCAAUCAGGAUCCUGCUGUGAUUGCAGGCCAAGGCACUAUAGCACUGGAGGUGCUGCAGCAGGUACCCCAGGUGAAUGCACUGGUGGUUCCCGUUGGAGGAGGAGGGAUGGUUGCUGGAAUAGCAGUGGCUGUCAAGGCUUUGAGACCGGACAUAAGAGUGUAUGCUGCUGAACCAUGCAAUGCAGAUGACUGCUACAGGUCAAAGGUGACAGGGGAACUCACCCCCAACCGCCAUCCCCCAGACACCAUAGCAGACAGUGUUAAAACCAGCAUUGGACCCAACACCUGGCCUAUCAUUAAGGAUUUGGUUGAUGAUGUGCUGACAGUCACAGAGGCGGAGAUCCAGGUUUCCCAUUGGCAAAGAGGGAAGACAACUUGGCACUCCAGGUCUCAGCGCUGUUUGCUCGGAUUUCCCUGUGCACAGACCCGCCCUGAUCAUUAUGCCCACCCAGAAACAGUUGGAUUUAGGGCUGCACCGAGAGCGGACCAAUGUCUUCUGUCUGGCAGUAGCACCAGCUGUCACUCUAGAAUGAGAACCAUGACCGCUGAGCCAUCAAGGGCGAAAGAGAGGGGCACCUAGAAAAAGGUGAUAGUCUCAGUCACAAGCCACCUCAAUGCCAUGGAGGGCAAUUGCCUCAAGUGCUGCCCAAUGACAUCAGCUCCUCCCCGUUAGUCACCUCUGGGAAAUGCCCUGCACCCCAUGUCACACUUGCCUAGCUCCCCUCACACCCCCCAGACUCAAAGCCCCUGUGUAGACGUGUGUCCGGGAGCGCACCUCGCCUGACUGACAGCCAUCAUUUUAGGUUAAUUCUGGCUGCUCUAGCGAAGUCAGUUCCCCAGGCACAGAGUUUACAAGAAAGAGGGGCUGGGGAGCCAGGAUGCAGCUACAACGCCCUCUCUUCACACAGCUUUUCUCUUCACACAAGAACUCCAGCCAUUUGGAAACCACAUUCUGGUUCCUGCCCAUGGCUUAGCUAGCCACAGCAGGUGAAUUCAAACCAUCUACUGCAGACUGGGCACCAGAGUUGUGCAACUGCAAGCUAGCUGAUCAGGGCUUUGGCCAUUCUAGACCCCUUUCCUGGAAGCCUCUGCUUCUGCACAAAGAUGACCAAGCCCUUCCCAAUAACUUAACUCUGUCCCUUUGGGGUGGCACAGUACCGAGCCAAGCAUGUCAUCCUGCCAGGGCCCUGCACAGGAUUGUGCAAUGAAUGUUCCCCUACCUCACAUCCUACAGAACAGGGUGGAGAAGAAAUGGCUUUUUAUUUGCUUAGAUCCAAAGUUACUGAUUAUGCCCUCUGCACAAAUAGAAGCUCAUUUCCUGGCCACAGCCCUUCUAAACUGGGGAGUGCAGAAGGAGAGCCCAGUUUGGAUGGAGAAAGGAAGACAGGACAAGACUAAUCACCCAGAAUGUCUGACUAGCCAGGGAAGCAAUUAGCCAUUGAUCUUUGAAUAUUCUGCAUACACA
Chrysemys picta bellii (western painted turtle) is the source of this 2096-nucleotide messenger RNA. Lineage: Eukaryota; Metazoa; Chordata; Testudines; Emydidae. The record is from RefSeq and is a predicted model, not a curated record.